UUUCUUUCUGCCUCUCUCCUUCCUUGUUUCGCUCUCUCUCUAGAUUCCCGCACUUCCUCUCUCUAGCCCCCAAAAAGCGCACUAUUUCGGUGGAUCUGAGCUUCAAUUAGGCCGAUUAAUCCGGACAGAAUCCGACUCGAAUUGAGGGUAUUAGACUUUCUGUUUUGUUCGUGGAUUAAAUAUCGAUCUAGGGUUUUGUGGGGCUUGAAUUGGUGAAGAAUUUGAGGUAGGGAAGUUUCUGGGGUGGUGAAGGAGGUUGGGAAUUGAUGGUUAUCGUGGAAGGGAUUGAAGGAGGGAUCGAAGGAGGGAUCGAAGGAGGAGGGAUUGGGGAAAAUGCAAGGCUAUGCAUGGAAUUGGGCGGGCUGUUGAGGAGAGGAAACGGAGUCGGCACAUGUGGACAGUCUCCACUCGUGCGAUCGUAGCUGCCACAGUCGAUGGUUCUUCUUCGCCUUCAGCUAAUUCGUUCUGUAAGGAUGGACGCAAGAUCAGUGUUGGUGACUGUGCUCUUUUUAAACCACCUCAGGAUUCCCCACCUUUCAUUGGAAUAAUUCGUUGGUUGGCCGUGAGUAAAGAAGAUAAAUUGAAGUUAGGUGUGAACUGGCUAUAUCGUCCUGCUGAAGUAAAGCUUGGCAAAGGCGUCCUGUUGGAAGCUGCGCCAAACGAAAUUUUCUAUUCCUUUCAUAAGGAUGAGAUUCCUGCUGCAUCGCUACUCCAUCCGUGUAAAGUUGCAUUCCUUCCUAAAGGUGUUGAGCUUCCAUCAGGGUUUUCAUCAUUUGUGUGUCGGCAGGUUUAUGAUGUUACAAACAAGUGUUUAUGGUGGCUAACUGAUCAGGAUUAUAUUAAUGAACAUCAGGAAGAAGUAGAUCACCUAUUACGUAAGACGCAAAGUGAAAUGCAUGCAACAUUGCAGUCAGGCGGUCGAUCUCCUAAGCCGAUGAGUGGUCCGACAUCAACAUCGCAGUUGAAAGGUGCCUCAGAUAGUGUUCAGAAUAGUGCCUCGUCUGUUCCUUCUCUAGUAAAGGGGAAGAAAAGGGAAAGGGGAGAUCAGGCCUCUGAGCCUGUCAAACGAGAGCGUACCACAAAAGCAGAUGAUGGGGAUUCCUGCCACAGUAGAACGGAAAGCAGUUUAAAAUCUGAGACUGCCAAAAUCACUGAGAAAGGAGGGCUCAUAGACUCUCAAGGGGUCGAGAGACUGGUGCAGCUCAUGCAGGCUGACAGAACCGAGAAGAUAAUAGAUCUGGCUGGGCGGUCUAUACUUGUUGGUGUUAUAGCAGCCACAGAUAAGUUCGAUUGCCUUAGUCGGUUUGUGCAGCUCAGGGGCUUGCCUGUAUUAGAUGAAUGGCUCCAAGAAAUACAUAAAGGGAAACUUGGUGAUGGUAGUGUCUCCAAGGAUGGUGAUAAAUCUGUUGAGGAGUUUCUCUUGGUUUUACUUCGUGCACUUGAUAAGCUCCCUGUAAAUCUUCAGGCCUUACAAAUGUGCAACAUUGGGAAGUCUGUGAAUCAUUUGCGCACUCAUAAGAACUUGGAAAUUCAGAAGAAAGCAAGAAGUUUAGUUGACACCUGGAAGAAGCGUGUUGAGGCUGAGAUGAACAUCAAUGAUUCAAGGUCUGGUUCAAAUCAGCCUGUUCCCUGGCCAAGAACACGUCUUCAUGAAGUUUCCCACGGUGGGAACAGACACUCAGGAGCAUCCACUGAUGUUGCUAUAAAGAGCUCGGUACCACAGCUCUCUGCAUCUAAAACUGCUUCAGUUAAGGUUGUCCAGGGGGAGAGCACUUCUCGGACUGUAUCUGCAUCUCCGGGGUCCAUGAAACCAGUGCCAUCAAAUGCACACUCAAUUACUAACUUGAAAGAUGGCCAGCCUCGACAUGCUGCUGGUGUUGCCUCUGAUUUCCCUCUGAGUACUGCAAGGGAUGAGAAAAGCAGCAGUUCCAGUCAGUCUCACAACAGUCAAUCUUGUUCUAGUGACCAUACUAAAACAGGACUUUCAGGGAAGGACAAAAGGAGCCCUACUGCUGGUUCAGUGAGUGGAAAUAGGAAAUCAGGUGGUUCUUCACGGCAUCGGAAACCAAUAAAUGGCCACCCUGGCUCCACACACUCUGGAGCUCAAAAGGAAAGUGGUUCAAGCAGAAGUUCCUUGCACAAAAAUCCAGCCUCAGAAAAACAAUCACAAUCUGGAUUGUCAUGUGAAAAGGCACUUGAUGGGCCUGGCAUUGAGGGUAACAGUCAUAAAUUGAUUGUUAAGAUUCCCAAUCGAGUUCGCAGUCCUGCGCAAAGUGUCAGUGGAGCAUCAUUUGAAGACCCUUCAAUUGUGAAUAGCAGAGCUUCUUCUCCUGUGGUUUCAGAGAAGCAUGAUCAGUAUGAUUGUAGCUUGAAGGAUAAGAGUGAUGGCUAUCGAGCCAAUAAUACUUCAGAUGUGAAUACUGAAUCGUGGCAGAGUAAUGAUUUCAAAGAUGUGCUGACUGGUUCUGAUGAGGGUGAUGGAUCAACCGCUGCCGUUACAGAUGAAGAGCGCCCUAGGACUGGCAACAAGGGUAAAAAAUUGGCAAAAGCUAAAGCUGCUUCAUCAUCAUCAGGAAACAAACAUAAACCAUGUAAUUCACACGAGGCUUCUUUGCGCUCUAUGAAUGCUUUGAUUGAAAGUUGUGUCAAGUUCUCAGAAUCUAAUAUAGCUAUGUCCAUUGGAGAUGAUGUUGGAAUGAACCUGCUUGCUAGUGUUGCUGCUGGAGAGAUGUCCAAGUCUGAUUUGCUUCCACCCACUGAUUCUCCGCAAAGAGAGGCACCUGCAGUUGAGCCCUCCUGUACAGCUAGUGAUUUGAAAGUCAAAUCAUCUCCCAUUGAUGACCUUGUUCCAAAUAAUAGCCAGUCUAAUGAUGGUGCUCAUGUUGAGGAUGAGAAGCAGGUUAUAAUUUUCAGUAAAGUUGGGCAUAAAAAUGGAGAAAGUGAUCCUGCGUCUUUGUCUGUUGAAAGAGCUAUUGGAGGGGAUAGUGGGCGAUUUAAUUCUUCAAGUAUGGACUUGCAGUCAACUACAUACCCAUGCAUAGAAAGCAAGGGAAAAUCAAAUGAAAUAACUGCUGCAGUGGCUUCCUCCCCUGCAAGCACAAUGGAAGAAACCAUGGAUAUUGAAGGAGGCAAACCUCUUCAUAAUGAAAAGGCAGUUGAUGGGGUGACUGCAAAUGCCAUUCUUGAUGCUAAAGAAAUAGCAGGUGGUCCUAUGUUGGAAAAAGAGAAGUUCAGUGAUAUGGUUACAAGUCCAAAAGUCCAAAUGGAAGCCAUUGAAGGCUCCUCGUCUUACCCAUGUCUAGAGAUUGAUGGCACGAACAAGAAGGCUACGAAUGAAGGGUUGAACAGUGGUGUGAAGACAGAAGAGAAGCCUCCUGCUUUGUUAAUCCAUUCUGAGGUUGUGAAAGGAAACGAUGAAGAGGUGCUGCGUCCUUCUGGCGGUGAAAAAGGUUUGGUUCCUGAAAAUGUCAAAAUGAAGGUUGAAAAGUAUGAGGAAAGAGAUGCAAGGAGCCAUUUUAAGCAUACUGAGAUAGAAAAUAACGAGUCUGAAGGUAAUGCUCCUGCAAGCCCUAAGAAUCGGAUUUUAGUUGGUUUAGGUUCAGUUCAUACUAAUUAUGAUGGGGAGUGUCUGGAGGAGAAUUUGGAAAGCAAAGGAGUCAAUGAGCAACAUGGUAGACCAGCUACUGACAAGGUGUCACUUGCAUCUCCUGUGCAAGAAAUGGAACAGCGUGAGAGGUCCAGAGGGUCCAAGUUGACUGGUACAGAAGCAGAUGAUGCUGAGGAAUGUACAUCAACCACUGCAGAUGCUUCUUGUAUAUCAGCUGCCGGGGUGUCAGAUAUGGAUGCCAAAGUGGAAUUUGAUUUGAACGAAGGCUUUGCUGUUGAUGAUGGAAAACUUGGGGAGAUAAAUAACUUGACAGCAGCACGAUGUUUAGCUGCCACUCCUCGGGUUAACCCAUUACCUUUUCUUGUUUCUUCUGUGUCUGGUGGUCUUCCUGCUUCAAUUACAGUGACUGCAGCUGCCAAAGGGCCCUUUGUUCCACCAGAUGACCUAUUGAAGAGUAAAGGAGAACUUGGUUGGAAGGGAUCAGCAGCCACUAGUGCCUUUCGGCCAGCUGAACCUCGGAAAGCUCCUGAGAUGCCACAGGGCACCACAUUCAUUCCUCUUCCUGAUGUUACAGCUGGCAAGCAUGGUCGCCUCCCUUUGGAUAUUGACUUGAAUGUCCCUGAUGAAAGAAUGCUCGAGGACUUGGCUUCUCGAGAUUCUGCACAGGAGCAGGGUAAUUUACCCGGCCUGACAAACAAUCGCGGAAUGGCACGUGAGGAACUGAUGGGCUCUGCACCUGUUCGAUUCCCUGGAGGUCUUGAUCUCGAUUUGAACCGUGUUGUUGAUACUUUGGAUAUGGGCAAUCACUCAACCAGCAGUGGUCGUAGAAUGGAUGUCCCACUUGUCCCAGUCAAAUCACCAUCAGGUGGUCCUCUUAAUGAUGCAGCAAGUGCCCACCGGGAUUUUGAUUUAAACAAUGGGCCUGUUGUCGAUGAGGUGAGUGCUGAAACUUCACCGUUUGUUCAUCUUGCCAGGAGCAGUUUGCCAGUCCAGGCUCCUGUUUCCAGCAUUCGAAUGAGCAAUGCCGAACUGGGAAACUUUUCACCGUGGUUUCCUUCAGGAGGCACUUAUUCAGCAGUAUCAAUUAUGCCUGACAGAGGGGAGAAUCAUUUCCCAAUUGUUGCGACUGGUGGGGCGCAAAGGUUGUUGGGUCCUACUGCUGGCAGCAACCCAUUCAGUCCUGAUGUCUAUAGGGGGCCAGUGUUGUCAUCCGCUCCUGCAGUGCCCUUCCCUUCUAGCCCUUUUCAGUACCCCGUCUUCCCUUUUGGCAGCUUUCUUUUGCCUUCAGCCAGUUUUUCAGGUGUUUCAACAGCAUAUGUGGAUUCGUCAUCUGCUGGGAAGGUUUGCUACCCUGCCCAUACACCGUUUUUAGGACCUGCUGGUGCAGUUUCAUCCCAUUUCCCCAGACCUUAUGUUGUUAGUUAUCCUGACAGUAGCAAUAACAGUAGUGGUGAGAGCAGUCGGAAAUGGGGAAGGCGUGCAUUAGACCUUAAUGCUGGUCCGGGAGGCCAAGAUAUUGAAGGGAGAGAGGAGACUUCUCUUCCACAAAGGCAGCAGUCUGUUGCCAGUUCACAGGUUAUUCCAAACGAGCAAGCAAGGACGUACCAGGUAGUUGGUGGCGUUUUGAAGAGGAAGGAGCCAGAGGGAGGUUGGGAUGGGUACAAGCAAUCACCUUGGCAGUAACAAAAAAAGAAAAAAGAAAAAAAGAAAAAAAAAUUGAGAUUCUCACAAUCUGGUGAUUCAUGAAAACAACAGUUUCUUGAUUCUGUGUUUGUCACUCACUUGUAAUGUGCAUAGUCCAAGUCACCAGAGAGGGAAAGAGAGUCUAUGUAAAGUUUCUCGGAUUGUGCAAAGGGGAAAGAUGGGAAAGGGUUUUGUUUAAGAGUAAAUUUCUAAAUGACGAGAAAUUUUUGUGUUUUCUCCAUCACAUGUAUGCAACCUUUUCCUUUGCUCGUUAGCUAAAUAAGAAAGGUAACAUGUUACAUAUUGCAUUAA
This is a messenger RNA of Carya illinoinensis, 5602 nucleotides long. RefSeq lists its product as uncharacterized. The transcript is spliced from 3 exons. NCBI's taxonomy places the organism in Eukaryota, Viridiplantae, Streptophyta, Magnoliopsida, Fagales, Juglandaceae. Gene Ontology annotation, molecular function: chromatin binding. The coding region runs from base 344 to 5290 and encodes 1648 amino acids. Gene Ontology annotation, cellular component: nucleus. The record is from RefSeq and is a predicted model, not a curated record.